GAGCCAGGGCCAUUUCUCGUAAUUAACAAAAGACACGUGUCGUUUGUUUAGUUUAUUCCUUUCUCGGACCAACCACUCGCCCAAAAAAAAAAAAGGAAAAAAAAGAGGUAACCCUAGGUUUGCACUUUUUCGAUCUUAGUUUUUUUUUUCUUCCCCGAUUCUGUCUCCAGUUUUGCUGCCAACUCUGCAAUUAUACAAGAUUCGGUAAUCAUGGUGCAGAAGCGUCCUUUUUAUGCUGAGGAAAUACUUGAGGUGUCCUUCAAACGCCCAAAAAAAGUGGGACCUAGUAAUCAGCUUGUUUCAUUUGAAAAAUCUGUUUUUCCUGAGGAUGCUUGCCAUAUUCCUAAAACAUCAGAUGAACUUCCCAGAGGAGCUGUGGAAUUUGAAACAAGUUUUCCUGGAGGCAUUUCUGUUUCUUCUUUAGCCACCAGUGGCACUAGUGAAAAUGUCCAAUCAGAACCAUCUGUACAUCCCCCUUUUGUGCCUGAGUAUUUCAGUCCAGAGUGUCCAACGAGGACAUUAGUUCGCUAUGAGGACAUCUAUUCCAUACUCUUUGAGCACCCUCCUCACAAACUUGUAUCUGUUGGACCCAAUCAUCAAGCCGAUGUUCCAGUGUGGGAUUCCGGUGCCACUAGUAGACCAAAUGCAUCUGAUGCCGUUGGAGAUGAAAAUGAAGAAAGACUGAUAGGAACCUGUAUAAUCCCUAUGCCUCAGAUGGAAUCAUCUACCUAUGAUAAUGAAGAAGUUGGAAAGGGAAGAACUGAUUGUAGCUGUGAAGACAGGGGAUCCGUGAGAUGUGUCAGACAACAUAUAGUGGAAGCAAGAGAAGAACUUAUGAAAACCAUUGGGCAUGACAAAUUUGAGGAGUUGGGGCUCUCUGACAUGGGAGAACAAGUGGCAGACAAAUGGAGUGCAGAGGAAGAACAACUAUUUCGUGAGGUUGUCUUCAAUAAUCCAGCAACCCUUGGCAAGACAUUCUGGAACUAUCUUUCCAUUGCUUUUCCUUUGAAAACCAAAAAGGAGAUAGUUAGUUACUACUUUAACGUGUUCAUGCUUGGAAGGCGAGCCGAGCAGAACAGAAACGAUCUAUUGUUCAUUGACACUGAUGAUGAUGAAUGGCAAGAUGGUGAUGGCAAUGGAAUUACAGCUCGAGAGGAAGAUGAAGAUUAUGUUACUGAAUCUCCUGUAUAUCAAGAUGAUGCUUGUCUUGCUAAUUGUCAUGAAAAUGAUAUGCAAGAUAAUGAUGAGUAUGGCUCAGAUGAAACAUGUGCUGUUAAUGAAACUGCAGAUUUUACCGAGAGGAACAUUGAUGAUGAUUCAAAAUAUGAUCCUUCAGAGAUGCCUCAAUUCAUUGGUUUUCCUUCUCUUAUCCAACCCCAGGAUCAUCAAACUGUUUGGCGAGAAAGGUUUGAUGAAGAAGUUCAGGAUGAUUCAUACACAUCAUGUGAUGCAGGAGUUGCCUCACGGGAGAGCCAGAUGAAGACUGAGAAUGGUGAUCAUUGGCAUGGUAAUUAUAAUGGUGAAUGCAACAGUUAUAGCGAUUGAAGAGGUUUUGGGAGGUUGAAGAAGGCAAAUAAAUGAGAAGACGCUGUGCUAGUAUUUUGCUAGUUGGAUUUUGCAAUUAUGGCGAUUUGGGGAAAGAUCUUCACCCAAGGCUGAUGUAUGAUGAAUCUCUGCUAGCACUCUUUGUUAAACGUAACUAAUGUUCGACUUUUAUUUUGUAUUUUGUCAUAAUACUGAAAAAGGAGCCUUCAUUGUAAAAUAGUUUUUUGGAAGGUGAUUUGGUUGCCUUUCAAGCUUCCAUGUUCCAAGUCCUUUUAGAACUGUAAAAUUUAUAUUCUUUAAUUUUACCCUAGUUUCCAGGUCCUUUCAAGCUUCCAUCUUGGAUGUAAGAAUAUCCGAUUUGGAUUUCAUGAUAUAAUUUUGCAUUUGUUAAAUAAUAAAAAAAUU
Molecule: messenger RNA, 1950 nt
Organism: Gastrolobium bilobum
Lineage: Eukaryota; Viridiplantae; Streptophyta; Magnoliopsida; Fabales; Fabaceae
Exons: 3
Coding region: 211-1545 (444 amino acids)
Source: RefSeq, a predicted model, not a curated record